Molecule: messenger RNA, 3202 nt
Organism: Chara braunii
Lineage: Eukaryota; Viridiplantae; Streptophyta; Charophyceae; Charales; Characeae
Source: the annotation of a GenBank genome assembly
AGAGAAGACUGGUAGGCCAGCAAGUGCAGGUUGUUCUUUCAUUAUCUGAGUGAAAUAGGUUUGUGCAUGAUUGUGGUGCAAGUGAGUGCCUGCAAUGGAGUAUGCGUACCCGCCCCAGAUGGUACAUGGUGAGCAUGUCACCCUUGUGGACCGAGUAGUGGAGUUUCGCAGAUGCAGAGAUGUGCCUUUCUUGAUCUUAUUUGUUGCCUUCUGUGCUGGCAUGCUAGUAGUAGCCUCCAUUGGCUAUAGCCAGGGAAAACCUCAAAGGCUUCUGUAUGGGCUGGAUUACAAGGGUAAUUUAUGCGGUUCAAAGGAUGCAUCCCCAAGUCUGAAAGGGUUCAAUGUCAGGUAUUGGAUCAAUCCGAGGCAGAUGAUAGAGAGUGCGGACCCAAUUCUCUCACUGAGCUUGCGCGAUGCCCGCGCAAUUUGCCUCAAGGACUGUCCCGAGGUCGGUGGACGCAAUGACACAGUGGCGUGGGUGUGUGAUUACCCUGAAGUAAGUCAGACCAACUCCUCACAUCCUCUGCAUCAACUAAGCAUGGACGAUUGGUUUAAUCGGACAUACGACUACUAUGCUUUGCUGGACGAAGAGCAGCAGCAAUCGUCCCUUGAUCUUCGUGGACCGUGUUACCCGGUCCUGAUCAGGACCAAAUCCGUCUUCUGGAGCUGUCAACCUGACGACAAUGUAAGCAGCGAGGCAUACAAGAUAUGGAAUGCGAUUGGAGGGGCCAAUAUCACUCUCCAAGACGUACCGAUAUGGUCGUCGGUCAGCCGGUUCCUCAGCUCGCCCGCAGCUGUCUUAGAACGAUAUGUAGCGGAUCUCGGCAAAGCAUGGCCGGUGCUGAUCGUUUGCGCCUCAAUUAUUCCUUUCAUCUUAUCAUUUACAUGGCUUGUUUGCGUCCGAUUCUUCACAAGGAUAACUGUCUGGUCGACAAUCAUACUGGUGAAUGGUGUAGGUCUCCUUGUUGUUCUGUUGUUCUAUGCAAAAGGGGGAUGGUUGGAUCAGAAUGCAGUGGAAGCAGUUGUGGGAGAUGACGGAGCUGCACAGGUUCUUGGGUUCACAGGACAACAGCCUGAGCGCAAAGAUCUGCGAAUCAUGGCCGUAAUCUUGACAGUGCUUCUUGGCAUACUCUUUGUCUUCACGAUGGUCAUGAUUCGACAUCUGCACUUCGCAGUCGCCAUCCUCAAGGAAGCAUCGCGGGCUAUGGCCGCCAUUCCUUCCCUUCUUGUUUUCCCCUUCUUUCCCGUCGUAAUCACGGUGUUGUUCGGAAUCUUCUGGGUCUCCGUCGCGCUUUCCCUGUUCAGCGGAGGCGAUGUCAAGCAACGCUUGUGCACCUACUCUGGAGAGUGCUGCGCCUAUAGUGUCCCCCAGCUCGAGACCGUUUGCGGCCCUGAGAACUGUUGUGGAUACGAGAUCAAGUAUAACACCCGACUCAAGUGGGCUAUGGUCUACCAUAUCUUCGGUUGCUUCUGGAUCUUGCAGUUCAUUGUUGCUUGUUCCUUAACGAUCAUCGCUGGGGCAGUUGCAAGCUUUUAUUGGUGCCACAGUGACCAUUCCACACUGCCCUACCAUCAAGUUACCAAGGCGACACGGCGGACGUUUUUCUAUAGCUUGGGUUCGAUCGCUCUUGGCUCCCUCAUCGUCGCCGUCGUGGAGAUGAUCCGGUGGGUUUGUGACUACAUUCGUAGAAAGCUGCUGUCGGAUGACAAUAGUCUAAUCCGGUAUGUAUGUUGCUGCACAGAGUGUUGCAUAGUGUGCCUCGAUUACAUUGUGAAGUUUGUGAGCAGGAAUGCAUACAUCAUGAUUGCGAUCAAAGGGUACAGCUUUUGUGAGGCAGCAGCAAAAGCCUCGGUGCUUAUAGUAAACAACAUUCUGCGAGUGGCAGCAGUCAAUGUAAUUGGCGAUUUCAUACUGUUUCUGGGGAAGAUCUUAGUCAGCUUGGGAUGUGCGUUCUUCGCCUUCCUGAUGCUGGAAGAUAACAGGUACCAUGAGGGGAGGUACAAGAUCACCAGUCCUCUUGCACCCGUUCUCUUCUGUAUGGGGGUAGGCUACAUUGUCGCCUACAUCUUUUUUGGAGUUGUGGAGAUGGCGGUGGACACAAUACUGCUUUCAUUUUGUGAGGACUGUGAAGAAAACAAUGGAAUUCCACGCUUUGCCCCUAUGCGCUUAGUCCAGGCUCUCCGCGCAGCGCAAGAGGAGCAUGAAGAACGCAUUGCAGAGAGGGAGCGGAGGCAGAGGAGGAAAGAAGCCGAGUCUCGCAUUCUGGCAAUGCCUGUUCCUCAUAUUCCCCGAUGAACCAGUCUUCUUCCUUUUUUUCUGCGCUGCUUCUGUCUUGUCUCCCCCACCCCCUCCUCCUACGCCUCUUUCUUCUUCUUCUUCUUCUUCUUCUUCUUCUUCUUCUUCUUCUUCUUCUUCUUCUUCUGAUGCUGCUGCUGCUGCUGCUUCCGUUUAUGUCUUCUUCUGCUGCUGCGUCUGUCUUCUUCUUCUUCUUCUUCUUCUUCUUCUUCUUCUUCUUCUUAUGUUUAUUCUUCUGUGUUUGCCUCUUUGCGUUGAUUGCACAAUCUCCUGUUUUUAACCUGCCAAAUAGCUUUUGGCACACAUUGCCUCACAAUUUUGCGCAGCUGCCAACCCCUGUGGUGCUUUGAACGGCUUUCUAUUUUUAGAAUGCUUCCGCGCUGGGGGAAGGAGUGAUUUUGGAGGGAGUAAUUUGGGGCAGAGCUUUGUUUGAAGAUCAGUUUAGACUGUAGAGCCUUUGGACUUCUCGACUUGUGUUAUGUGCUUUGUGUUUGUAUGUAUUGUGUGUGUGCAUCCGCUCGUCCACACCUGUGUGGAAGUUAACAGAACUCCAUAGACCGUUAGCAGUACAAGGGGAAAGAGCGGUAGUGCUUGCCUCCUUGUUAUGUAUAUGCCACAGUUAUUGCACUUGAAAGUAGCAGAAGCUUCACAUUGCCCGUAAAUAGAAUUAAUUCUUUUUCUCAAGCCAAGCCAACCAAAUCCCCAGUGCUGAUCGCACUCCUCCUGAGAUGGCACAUCAUCAACAUUGGCAUAGCCAACAUCGUCAUCACCGUCAUCAUCGUCGUCAUUGUCAUCGUUGUCAAGCGUGCACACAAGAUCACUUCUGUCAGUAUGCUUGAUUUCUCCUUUAAGAAGACAAUAUUUACGCUGUUACGGCUGAUGACCAAACAAAUUAUCAUCAAAAUG